GUGCCUUCCGAGCGCAUAUUUUCAUUCAGCAAAGAGACCUGCACUCUAGAGCGCAGCGACUUAUUUCCGAUCACACUUGAAGCACUACAAGUCCUGAAGUUUAUUUACAAGCAAGACCGCCUCAAUUUUACAGAGGACCUGGUGGCUGACGAGCGGGACUACACAAUAUCUGGGCAUGUGACUCCCAGGGCAGCUGACGAGUUAAUGCCUGCUGGGAAUCUUCGCGAGCUUGCUCCAGAAUGCAAGGGACACUGA
Suillus subalutaceus is the source of this 255-nucleotide messenger RNA. RefSeq lists its product as uncharacterized. The transcript has a single exon. The record is from RefSeq and is a predicted model, not a curated record. The annotation marks the transcript as partial. NCBI's taxonomy places the organism in Eukaryota, Fungi, Basidiomycota, Agaricomycetes, Boletales, Suillaceae.